Messenger RNA from Cryptococcus deneoformans JEC21, 1461 nucleotides. RefSeq lists its product as hypothetical. Bases 39 to 1295 code for a protein of 418 amino acids. The record is from RefSeq and is a predicted model, not a curated record. Gene Ontology annotation, molecular function: protein binding. The transcript is spliced from 8 exons. NCBI's taxonomy places the organism in Eukaryota, Fungi, Basidiomycota, Tremellomycetes, Tremellales, Cryptococcaceae.
CGCUGUCCGACCGCCAGAAAGACGAGCUCCACCGCGCAAUGCUCGCCUACCUGCACGCCGCGGGGAUGCACAACGCCUACGCCGCCCUCCAGCACGACGCCGCGCUCGCCGACGUCGACCCCCGCGACAGGGCAGUCGGCCUCCUCGAGAAAAAGUGGACAAGCGUCAUCCGCCUCCAGAAAAAGGUCAUCGACCUCGAGAACCGCAACGCAGCCCUCCUCGCAGAACUCGCAGCCGCCGCCCGCCCCGCCGCCCCCGGCCCCUUCCUCCCCCGCCCGCCCCCCCGCCACACCCUCGCCUCCCACCGCGCACCCGUCACACGCCUCGCAUUCCACCCCACAUGGACCCUCCUCGCCAGCGCCAGCGAGGACGCCACCGUCAAGCUCUGGGACUGGGAGGCCGGCGACAUGGAGCGCACCCUCAAGGGCCACACAAAGGCCGUCAUGGACGUCGACUUUGACCCGCGGGGCGGCCUCAUGGCCACAUGCUCCUCCGACCUCACCCUCAAGCUCUGGGACACCGCCAACCAGUACACAAACGUCAAGACCCUCCACGGCCACGACCAUUCCGUCUCCAGCGUGCGCUUCAUGCCCGAUGGCGAGACGCUCGUCUCCGCCAGCCGCGACAAGACUAUCAGGGUAUGGCAAGUCUCCAGCGGCUACUGCAUCAAGACCUUCUCGGGCCACGCCGAAUGGGUGAGAGAGGCCGUUCCCUCAGAGGACGGGCGGUGGCUCGUCAGCGCAUCAAACGACCAGACAUCACGUAUAUGGGACUUUUCAACCGGCGAGACCAAGAUGGAGCUCCGUGGACACGAGCAUGUCGUUGAAUGCGCCGUGUUUGCGCCUGUCAACGCCUACCCUGCGAUCAGAGAACUAGCCGGUUUAAAACCGCCAGCACCACGCGAUACGAGAGCAAAGUCGCCCGGUGUCUACGCCGCUACAGGAUCCCGAGAUAAAACUAUAAAGCUGUGGGAUGCCCUUUCCGGUCAAUGUCUACGCACACUCGUCGGCCACGAUAACUGGAUCCGCGCACUCGUCUUCCACCCGUCCGGCAAAUACCUCCUCUCCGCCUCGGACGACAAGACCAUCAAGGUAUGGGACCUCGCAAACGGCCGAUGCACGAAAACGAUAGAAGCGCACAGUCAUUUUGUCACGUCCAUGACCUGGGGCAGGGCCGUCGGCGCGAGCGGGGGUAUAGAAAAGGUGAAUGGCGAUGCGUCGAGUAAAGAACCGAGAAGAAUAAACGUCUUGGCCACCGGGUCGGUAGACCAAACGAUCAAGGUCUGGACACCCUAGCACGAUUUUUCCUUCACCCCGAUAUAUCAGCAUUAUAUUUGUAAAAAACGUAUUUAUAGAAAUACCUCCCGGGCUUUUUAUCUAUCUCCAUACCCCCUUUCCCACAUUCAGUCGCAUGUUUUCGGCGGAUUUACAACACUCUCCAUAUCGAGAUGCAACAGUAUAA